UUCAAAGGUUGAAAUGAUGUAAGGGUUCCUGAUUGGUCUGUCGACAUCACGUGAUAGAAAACUAAUUUCCGCCAUCUUGACAAGUCACCUGGUGCUCUCAGCGCUGUUUUGUGGAACAAAGCAGAUGGAUAAUCCAAAACAUGCCUGAGUGAACUUUGACCCAUCUCCAGGUAGAGGCCCCGCCCGGCGAUGGAGGCAGACGACCCAGAAGGGGCAAAGGUCACAGGUGGGGGGGAGGGCAUGGAUGUCACCGCUGAGGUCAAGGAUUCAACACUUCCUGAACAGGAACAACAUGAUGAUACGGAGAAAGAUGCUGCUGGUCCCGGAGACAGAGAGGAAGAGGCAGCCACAGAAAGCUCAGAUGAAACAAGCCAAGAAAAUUCUCAACCUGCCAUCGAAGAGGCUGAAACAACAGAGGAUGCUGGUAGGAACUUGGAGGAAAGUCCAAACGGUGAUUCUGUUAAAGAAAAUGAAAAUUCAGAAGGAUCAACAACAGCACAAAGACAAGAUGGCGAUAGCUUAGAAGAUUCAGAAGGCGGGGAAGACACGAUUCAGUCAGAAAGCAGCGAAACUGAAAGCAAAGAUGAACUUCAGAACACAGAAGACAACAUGUCGACAAACAAGCAGGCAGACGCAACCAGUGAAGACGUGACGCAAGUUCCUGCGAGCAAUAGAGCUACAUCUGAGGUUCAAGAUGAAGAGGAGCCUGAGGCUUUCCAAAGCACAGUUACUUCAGGCACUGUAGCAGCAACAGUAGGAGUUGAAGACACAGUCCAGGGAAAUCCCACAGAGUACAGUGAACUAACAGAAGCAGACCAAGACAACGCCGACGGGAUAGGUGCGUCAGAAGGCUUUGGAAAUGUUGUGGACGUGGAAGAAGCGUUGGACAGCCCCCUCACAUCAACGUCCCUUGCGGAUUCGGACCAAGAACUUGACCUUGCCGAGUCGCUUUCCAAUCGUACUGAAGGAACCGUGGAUGACAGAAAUAGCUUACAACAGGAUGACGAUUUAGUAGAAGGGGACAAAAUGGCCGUGAAACAUACAGAGGACCAGCGAUAUGUUGGAAACAAGUCGUCUGUUCCAAAUGACGAACAGCCCAUGGAGGAAAUAUCGCUUGACGAUGUGCAAGAGGAGGAAAGAAAGACAGAGGAGCCGACACAGCCAAUGAGUCCGCUGGAGGGCUGUGAGAGAACUAUCCUCAGAACAGAGGUGGAACCGGAACACACCGGUUCCAGCGUCUACAGCGUGUCCGAAGGGGAGGACGCCCUUCUGUCCGAACUGGACGCAGCCCUGCAGCCAGCGACCGGACCGAUGGGAGAUCCCGAAAAACGGAACAGUGAGAAAACGGCAGCGGAACUGCCCAACGGCCUGAGGAACGACCUCUCUCUGACCGAUGCUCCAGAGUACGCAGAACUGAAGGUCAAGUUUGAGACUCUGAUGCAGUCUCAUACAGACCAGGCUGUACAACUGCAAAGCCUGUCUGAGGAUCUCCAGACCAAGACGGGAAAGCUGGCUGUCUUAAGUGAAGAGAAGGACGUUCUUAAGGCGGAGAUGAAGACAGUGGUGCAGGAGAGGGACACCCUUAAGGUGGACCUGAAUAGGUUACAGUCUUGUGCAACCAACGAAGUCCACGCUACCAGGAUAAGACAGCUGGAAGCGAGUGUAUUGGAGCACCAGAAGGAGGCUGCUGUGCUGAAAGAGAAGCUGGGUUCCCAUGAUGCAGCAGCCAAGAGGGCCAUCACGACUCUACAGAGGGAGAUGGGGGCAAAACUAGCCAAGGCCCAGCAGCUGUAUGAAGACAGUGUGAGGGAGAAGGAGUCCAUGGUCAUCAAGUACGCAAAGAGUGAGAGUCAGCUGCUAGACCUGACCAAGGUAAAUGAGACCCUAGACAGGAGACUGAAGGAUGCCAUGAGGGAGAGAGAAGGUCUUGUUGCCAGGCUGAAACAGUUCCACGCCGAGAGUCAGAAAGUUAGGCAACAAGCAGACACUAAGGAGUCUGAAGUGUCGGCCAGAAACAAGGAAAUGGACAAACUGAAGGAGGAGAUGAACUCUCACAUCAUCAAAGUCAGGUGGUCACAGAACAAGCUGAAAACUGAGACUGAAGCUCACAGGGAAACCAAGGCUGAACUUGAGAAGAUGCGACUUAAACUGAAAGAAGCCAAGGAGGAGUCUGAACAGAUCCGAAGAAACUGUCAGGAAAUGAUCAAGACCUACCAGGAGUCAGAAGAAGUGAAGUCAGUUUCACUGGACAAACAGCUGAAGGAGAAGGAGACACAGCUGAUGAUGCAACAACACCAGCGCUCAGAGGAGAAAGAGGUCCUGGAGAACCUUAAGAAGGAGCUGGAUGCACUGAAGCAUAAGUACAAGGGGCAGCUGUCAGAGAACAACUCACUCAAAACUAAGGUUGCGUGUUAUGAGGAGGAGAGGCAGAAGACAGAGGACAUGGUGAGACAGUACAAGGACGCCCUGGGCCAGCAGAAGUCAGACAACAUCGGCCUGCAGGAGAGGAUGCGCCAACUGGAGGAGCUACAGAAACAACUGGACAGUACCAAACAGGAGAAGGGUCAGUUCCAAGAGCAGGUCAGGGAGCUGCGGUCAACCGUGUCUGACCAGGAGGCCUCUGUCACCACCAGCAGGGCCAGGGAACAGGAGCUACUCGUCUUCACCGAGAAACUCACCGCUAAAAACACCCAGCUCACCACAGAGAACAACACACUACAGGCUAAGGUUGACAACCUAACAAUGGAGUUGAGGGGUCUGAGACAGACACUUGAAGAAUUGAAGACUGAAAAAGAAAAAUUGAGCAAGGAGUUGGCUGAAGAGCAAGAUUUACGCUCCAGAGAAGCAGAACUCCUAACACAACGACUGUCCGAGAAAUCAAGAGCCGUUGAACAGCUGACUAUCCAGAUUGAAGACCAGAAAGACGAGAUCAAGACUCUGAAGAGGAAACACCAGCAGGGGGUCAAGGAUCUGACAAGACAGCUGCAACAGGCAAAGAAAAAACUGGAGGCUAUAGAAGCCAGCCAGAACGAGGGAAAAGAGCUGAGCUCCAGCUCCAGGGCCAGUUCUUGCACCUCAUUGGACAAGGUGUCAGCCAAUGGCAUGCCAGUAUCUGGCAGCCCCCCUGUUCAAAAUGCUGCAGCUCAUGCCAGUAGUGAGGAGGACAAUGUGCCAGCUGUCAGUUACAAAGGACCAGCUGCGACCGAGCAGGAAGACCCGUACCCAAACAUCGACAAGUCAGUGCUGGUGGAGAGGAUCCUGAAGUUACAGAAGGCUCACGCUCGCAAGAACGAGAAACUGGAGUUCAUGGACGACCACAUCACACAGAUGGUCGACGAAGUCAAGAAAAAGACCAAAAUUAUCCAGAUGUAUGUGAUGAGGGAGGAGGCUGGCACUCUUUCCACUGAGUUCAUGGACGACAAUAAGACCAAAUUUUUGGCCCGCAUGGCCAGGAAAGGCGGCAUCAUGGCGUCACUCUACUCUGGAUCACCGCAUGACAGCGAGAUGACCUUUGACCUGUCGCUGGAGAUAAACCGCAAGCUGCAAGCCGUGCUGGAAGACACCCUGCUGAAAAAUAUCACCCUCAAGGAGAACUUGGAGACACUUGGAGAUGAAAUUGCCAGACUAACAAGAGAAUUAGCAGCUCUUAAAUAGAUACAGUAGCAAUUUCUAUCUAGGCUCUGCCUCAAAUUUACUAAAAUAUUCUCAUUAAGUAGUAUUUAGAUGGGGGAAAUGUCUUAUACAAGUAUAUGGGAUGGGUGAAUCAAUGCUGCACAUCUUCU
Branchiostoma belcheri (Belcher's lancelet) is the source of this 3782-nucleotide messenger RNA. Its product is annotated as coiled-coil domain-containing protein 186-like. The transcript is spliced from 22 exons. Gene Ontology annotation, molecular function: small GTPase binding. Gene Ontology annotation, biological process: vesicle cytoskeletal trafficking. NCBI's taxonomy places the organism in Eukaryota, Metazoa, Chordata, Leptocardii, Amphioxiformes, Branchiostomatidae. Bases 190 to 3654 code for a protein of 1154 amino acids. Gene Ontology annotation, cellular component: trans-Golgi network. The record is from RefSeq and is a predicted model, not a curated record.